ACAGGCAUUUAAUCAAGCACCGAUAGACUGACGGCAAGCAAACGACCUCUACUUUAGCAUAUGAAAUAUUAACUUUCUUACAAUUUGUUAUAUGGUUUUGUGUUUUCGGUGGCCACUGAAAACCGUUCUAUGACUAACAUUUAUAGGAUAACGUUUAGGUAACUGUAAAUCCUGUGGUUUAUAGGUUGUUACAUUAGGACAGCUUUGUAUUGCAUCAGGUUGAGGUUAAUGCUAGCUGCACCAACGUUAGCUCAGGGUGUUUCGUCACUGAAACUUCAGAUUGCAUGUGCUGUGUAAGUGUGAUUCUUUUUCACGCUGAAUAUGAUUAGCUUCGUCUCUGGAAGACCUAUUUUGUCUGGGAUUCCAGUAUGGAGAUGUCUUCAGCAAAUAAACAGAGUACCAAACUACAGCACAAACACUGUGCUGCUUCACACUCGAGCCUCCUCUGUCUUUAUGUCAUUCAGACCAUCUACCACCAGCAGACUGUUGAGCAUCAAACCUGUGAGCUGGCACACAUCACAUCUCUGCCACAAGGAUUCAAGAGGCAAAUCAGAGAGAAGUGACAGCAAAGAGGGUUUCAGUUUAAGAGCCCUCGCCAAGGCUCCCAAACCAGCUCUGUACCUGGGAUUUUCUGGUCUCAUCCCCUUUAUCUCUGCCCCUUUUCUCAUGGCUGCCACACAAUCUUUCCACCCUGAAGUGGCAUAUGCUCAAGUGGUGUACGGAGCUUCUAUAGUGUCCUUCCUGGGAGGUGCCCGUUGGGGGUUUGCCAUCCCAGCUGGUAGUCCUGCACAGCCAGACUGGAUGAAUUUGGGUAACAGUGUGGUGCCGUCGCUUCUGGCCUGGCUGGCGUUGCUCUGCAGGGACAACAUAGCUGAAGGAGCUCUAGUUGUUAUAAUGGGACUGGGCCUGUCACUGCAUUACGACCUGACUCUUCUGCCUGGCUACCCUGCCUGGUUCAAAGCCAUGCGAACUGUUCUCACUCUGGUUGCCACCUUCUCUCUGGUGGCCACGUUGGUGCUUAAAAAGUUCUGUCCAGAGAAGAAGCUCAUAGAGAUUCAGAAGUGAUUUUAAGAGGAUAGUUUGUCUCUUGAACUGCAUGAACAUAAGAAUGGAAAACCUCAGGUGAACAUCUGCAGACAGUCGUUGUGGUGCUACAGUUGAAUGAGCCAGUUUUGCUCUUAUGUAAAUAAUACAUAAUAAUUUGAAAAUAAAUAGCAGUUGUUUCCUGGGUUGCAAAAUA
Oreochromis aureus is the source of this 1240-nucleotide messenger RNA. RefSeq names its product transmembrane protein 69-like. Bases 322 to 1065 code for a protein of 247 amino acids. The record is from RefSeq and is a predicted model, not a curated record. NCBI's taxonomy places the organism in Eukaryota, Metazoa, Chordata, Actinopteri, Cichliformes, Cichlidae. The transcript has 2 exons.